Molecule: messenger RNA, 1407 nt
Organism: Fusarium vanettenii 77-13-4
Lineage: Eukaryota; Fungi; Ascomycota; Sordariomycetes; Hypocreales; Nectriaceae
Exons: 6
Coding region: 1-1407 (468 amino acids)
Source: RefSeq, a predicted model, not a curated record
AUGCACGCAACCAAACUGGUUCAGUUCAUUACUAUCCAAAACCCAGAUCAUGCCAAGGACCGCUCAGUGAGGCGCCUAGCCCGGUCUCAUGCCGUCGCUCGAGGCAUCGAGAAGAAACGAAAGCUCGAACAAAAAUCAGGACACAAUUUCCGUAUAGUCUCGAUACCGGAUGAUGCUGAUCGACCCUCCAAGAAAAUCGAACAGGAGAAAGUCCUGGGCUGGAUACCGAGUUCCCUGUUGACGCCCCAGGCCAGCCCAUUUCAGACGCUUACAGCUGAAUCACCCAAGCUCCAAACAUUGCUCAGCAACCGCAAAUCUCAGAAAUCUACAGAGCCCGUUUUUAGCGUUUCAGACGAGCUUGUCCUCCAAAGUCUGGGCUCAACUCUCCGAAAAGGCCUUGACGACGAUGCUCUUUUGAAUGCCGUCAUGCUGACAUUCGCAUUUGCUGUCAGCUCCGGAAGCAUUGAUAAAGAGUGCCUGGACUACCAGAGUGAUGCAUUGAGUUCCAUUCGUCAAAGCAUGAGUUCUCCAGAACGAGCUACUUCAGAAUCGACACUUGGAGCUAUCCUUCUGCUCGCCGGCAUAGAUGCUCGUCUUGGAAUGCCUCGUCAAGUCCAACUUCAUAUGGGUGCGAUUCGUCAGCUCCUUGACCGACGGCAUCAAACGUGCCAUAUUCUGGUGAGUAGCAUGCAGAUUUUCUUUAUAGUUCAUUCUCAUACAACUCUUUUUAGGCAGGACUUGAAUUCCUCCGUCAUGACAGGGUCGAAACGCGUUGUUGAUCACACAACAUUUUCCGAACUCCAUUGGGCACGGGAUCCGUUCACUCCAAACUUUUACAUCCUACCACCUGGAUUUCAAGCCCUAUCUCAUAUGUUUGAAAAAGAGUUUAUUGAGAUUCUCAAGGACGUCCACGGCUUGAAAUGCAUCCGAGACAAUUCUCGCAUUGGCAGAGGUGAUGUGGUAGGAAUGGCACGCAUUGAUAACCACCAGGCAUCCAUUCAGUCGAGGCUGGCAGGUAUACAAACCCACUCUCCAAUCUCUGAGUGCUGUCGAUUAGCAGCAUAUCUAUGUUCAACCUCGCUGCGCUGCAAAAUCUGGCCCGCCUCAACCAUUCCCUCACACCUUUCAUCACAACUACUCUACAAAUUGCAGGAAGUCAUUGAUGACCCCGUGUGGGAUGACUGCCCUGAUUUUCUCGCUUGGCUUUUGCACAUUGGUGGUGCUUUUGCCCUCCCCGGCGCAAUACGAUCUAGUUACUUGGUGUUGCUACGAUCUGAGAACAACACCAGACUAAGAGGUUUGUAUAAAUCGUGGCCGGAACUGCUUCAAAUAGUGAACCAGUUCAUUUGGUCAGAGAUAGCAUUCGCGUUACCUGUAAAGAAAUUCUGGGAAGACAGUUCUAGUUAG